AUGCCUCCGAGACUACUUCAUCCAGAUGAGUACGAGCUGGUCUCUCGCUCGUCCUUCGAUUCGCGGGACAGCUUCGACCUCGACGAGGCGGACCCCGAAUCCCGCGCCCUAGCCAGCCCGAGCUAUCCCAAACAGAGUCUGUCUCUCCUCCAGCGCCUCUGGGCAUCUCUUCCUCCCGCCAUCCGUCCCCCUCGCCGCUUUCUCCUCCGGAAUCGCUCAAGUCGACCUGCCUGGAAGGGCUCCACAAGGCCGUCUUGCUCGUAUCGCCCCAGCGCGUGUCGUCGCCUGUUCUUCGUCGCCUAUAUUCUCAGCGGCAUCGUAGCUGUUCUCGUCCUGCUCACCGCGAUCAUCAGUCCUUCCUACACACACAGACCGGCCCAUUACGAUGCUCUUCGGCAGGCAAUUCGAGACUCGAACGAGCCCGGCAGGGGCAAUCCACGCAACGAAAAGGUUUUCAUAGCGGCGAGCAUAUAUGAUCGGGAUGGUAGCCUUGCUCGCGGACAAUGGGGCAGGAACGUCCUUGAUCUGAUCGAGCUUCUGGGGCCGGAUAACACCUACUUGAGUGUUUUUGAAAAUGAUUCUGGUGAUGUAUCAGCGGCCGCCCUCCAGGAUCUUGAGCAGAAGGUUCCGUGCAACCGAUCGAUGGUGUACGAACCGCACCUGGACCUCAAGAAUAUACCGCGUGUAACGCUGCCAGGCGGCUCGGAACGCCUAAAGCGGAUCGCCUUUCUCUCCGAAGUGCGCAACCGUGCCCUUCAACCCCUCGACGACCCCGAUCGAGAGAGAUUCGACAAGCUGUUAUACAUCAAUGAUGUCUUUUUCGACCCCAUAGAUGCCGUUCAACUACUUUUCGCGACUAACGUAGACAAGGACGGGAAGUCGCAGUAUCGCGCUGCGUGCGCUGUGGACUUUAUCAACGCCUUUAAGUUUUAUGACACAUUUGCCGCCCGAGAUCUCGAAGGAUACUCGACCGGCAUUCCCUUCUAUCCUUGGUUCUCAGACGCUGGAGAAGGCCAGAGUCGGCACGACGUUCUACACCAGCGCGAUGCUGUCCGAGUCAGAAGCUGUUGGGGUGGUAUAGUUGCCUUUGACGCCUCUCUUUUCCAGGCCUCGGCAUCGCUAGAGACCUCACACGGCGAUAGGCGGCACCACCAGUCGCUUACGCCACGAGCAUUUCACCCCGCUCGCUUCAGAGCGGAGCCAGACCAAUACUGGGAUGCGUCGGAAUGCUGUCUGAUCAAUGCUGAUAUUCAGAUUCCACCUCACAAAUCCAAAGAACCUAUUGACACGGGAAUUUAUAUGAACCCUUACAUUCGAGUGGCUUAUGAUACAUCCACACUCUCCUGGCUUGGUCUCACGAGGAGAUUCGAACGGCUUUAUUCGCUGCCUCAUAACAUCCUGAACCACCUCGUUGGCAUGCCGUGGUACAACCCGCGACGAGAAGAGCGAGCAGGCCAACGAGUUGAACAGACCGUUUGGUCCCCUGAGAAGGGAUCUUACGAGACAGUGACUCGAGUUGCAGGCACUGGCGGAUUCUGUGGACGCCGUGCUUUGCAGGUGAUGAUACCCAACCCAAAAAAGGGCCACAAGAACUGGGAGAUGCUCCCAGUUCCACCCGAGUAAAAUGAUUCUUACGAUUUUUCUGUUUUAAUAACACCGGGAUUCUCUGGCUAGAAGUUUUGGCGUCCUGGGUUUCUAUGGAGUCUGGCUGUCUACGUACGGUGAUACCAUCACAGCACCUUUUGACGUUUCCUUGAGGGCUCCUACCUCUGCGGAAGAGGUGGGGCCAGUGACUGGAGCUUGUUCAGGGGCAUAUUCUUUUGAUAUAUGGCCAAUUUUUUUUGUCUUCUUGAUAUAUAUAUAUUUCAAUGUCUGCUAUUUGAAAGUGAUAUAGACUGCGCCGGGUGUGUGUGAUACACAUACUUGAGGUUAUACAAUACACUUGCUGUUCAGAUCCUACAUUCCAGA
Coccidioides immitis RS is the source of this 1968-nucleotide messenger RNA. RefSeq lists its product as uncharacterized. The transcript has a single exon. Lineage: Eukaryota; Fungi; Ascomycota; Eurotiomycetes; Onygenales; Onygenaceae. The record is from RefSeq and is a predicted model, not a curated record. Bases 1 to 1623 code for a protein of 540 amino acids.